This is a messenger RNA of Camelina sativa (false flax), 2357 nucleotides long. Its product is annotated as serine/threonine/tyrosine-protein kinase HT1. Gene Ontology annotation, molecular function: ATP binding; protein serine/threonine kinase activity. Gene Ontology annotation, biological process: protein phosphorylation. The record is from RefSeq and is a predicted model, not a curated record. NCBI's taxonomy places the organism in Eukaryota, Viridiplantae, Streptophyta, Magnoliopsida, Brassicales, Brassicaceae.
UCUUUCUUGAAACUUUUCGUAGAAAAAUCUCUCUCAACAAAAGCCCGUCUUAUUAAGCAAACAACAAACAAAAAAAAGUCACGAAUUCGAAACUUCCUCGUCUUUGUUACCAUUGAAACAUUUCAUUUUUUUAUCCGUUUGAUUUCUCGCUCUUCACAAAAUCUACUCGCCGGAUUCUGAUUCCUAAUUCUCCGAGCUUCACGUAUCAUAGUUUCAGGAAGAGGGCAUCAUAUAGUUGUUGGUGCAAUCAAUUCACAAUUUUUUUCCCCCGACGACUUUUUUUUAUUUUGGAUGAUGAUGUGUUGAACACUCCAGGUUUUGGGGUGAUUUUUUAGUUUUUUGAUUCUAGGAGUUUGUGGAUUUAAUGGUAGAGGAAGGUAUCUUGUGUUUCUUCAAUGAAUCUGAAGGACCUCUCGUUUAUGUGAAGACAAGAUUGUUGUUGGAGAUUACUACUACUCAUCUCAUUCGUCUUCAAGGGUUUGCUUGAUUCGAACUUUUUAAGUGUUUUUGAGGGCGUUCUAGCUAGUAACCAUGGAUGGAGAGGCUACUUCUUGGAUUAGGAGAGCUAACUUCUCUCAUACUGUUUGUUAUCGUAUGAUAAGUUUAGAAUCAAAUCCAGAUAGGAUUUCUGGAUUGAAAAGAAUGCCUCUGAGUUCACCUUCUGAUUUGAAAUCACUUGUUGGUGGUGGUGGUACUGAGAUACAGAGGAAUCCACUCACUAAUAAGAAGAGGUCUGUUUCUCCUUCGCCUCAUAUGGCUCUUUCUCAUUCUUUUCAGGAAGCCAAGUCUGAUAUUAAGAGGUUUUCUACUCCACAUCCUAUAAGAAUGCAAUCAGAAAAGGGAACUAAUAAGGCCAAGGAUUCCUCUGAGAACAAGUCGUUUAAUCUACGGCCUCUGUCACACUCGGGUCCUAUUAGGGAUCUUAGUACGCUGAAAAUUCAAGACAGGGCAAAGAGCAAGAUAGACAAGAGGUCUUCAAAGUCUGUUGACUACAGAGGCUCUAAAGUUAGUUCUGCAGGAGUGCUUGAAGAGUACCUCAUUGAUGCGUCUAAGGUUUCUUAUGGGGACAGGUUUACUCACGGGGUAUAUAGCCAGCUUUACCAUGGAGAAUAUGAAGGCAAAGCUGUUGCUCUCAAGAUUAUCACAGCGCCUGACAAUAGCGACGACAGGUUCUUGGCAGCUCGUUUGGAGAAACAGUUUACCAUGGAAGCCACACUUUUAUCUCGACUAAGCCAUCCGAACGUCGUUAAGUUUGUGGGAGUCAGUACUGGAAACUGUAUCAUCACAGAGUAUGUACCUCGAGGGUCAUUAAGAUCAUAUCUGCACAAGCUGGAGCAUAAAUCUCGUCCUUUGCAACAGCUAAUCGAGUUUGGUCUAGAUAUUGCGAGAGGAAUGGAGUAUGUUCACUCAAGAGAGAUAGUUCAUCGGGAUCUCAAACCAGAGAACGUGUUGAUCGAAAACGACUUUCACUUGAAGAUCGCUGACUUUGGCAUAGCGUGCGAGGAGGAGUACUGUGAUGUAUUGGGUGAUAAUACUGGAACUUAUAGGUGGAUGGCACCUGAAGUGAUAAGACGGAUACCACAUGGAAGGAAGUGUGAUGUUUAUAGUUUUGGACUUAUUUUAUGGGAAAUGGUAGCUGGAGCUGUUCCAUAUGAGGAGAUGACUCCUUUCCAAGCUGCUUUCGCAGUCAUGCACAAGAAUAUUAGGCCGGUGAUACCAAAAGAUUGUCCAACGGCUAUGAAAGAGCUGAUCGAGCUAUGUUGGUCGUUGCAAACAAACAAGAGACCAGAAUUUUGGCAGAUUGUCAAAGUGUUGGAACAGUUUAAAAAGUCUCUGACAAAGGAAAGAAGACUCAAUCUUUUGCCGAGCCAGAUCUGUCCAGAACUAAAGAAAGGUCCUAAAUUCUGGAUUCAUAAAUUGGCAUCAAUCCAUCAUCACCACAGCGGUGGUGGCGGCAGCAGCACCAGCACCUUAGGCUCAGCCUUACCUAAGCCUAAAUUCGCUUGAAAGACUCUGUGAGUGACUCUCAUUUUUUUUGGUGAAUAGGAAAAAAGAGCCAGUGGUUAUGUUUUUGUUUAUAAUCAACUGUCUCCAUUAAACAGAGCUCUUGUUUUAUGGGUUGGCUUUGUUUUUGUUAAGUCAUCUCUUUUUUUUUUUUUCUUGAAAUUGAUUCGUUUUGUUUGGAAUAAACAAAGGCUUUAAUAAGAUUUGAUAAAGAUAGUCUUAAAAAAGAUUGAAGCAAAGAGAUAGAUAUUACAAUCAUGCCCACAAAGUGCUCGACGAAAUAACCCUAAAUUUAAAAACUAAGACACAUACGCUUCUUCAGACGCCGGUAGAACCAAAACCACCUUCACCAC